CCCAAAGGAGAAAACCAAUAUUCGGACUGAAUUCCCGUUUCUGUUUUUGUGUGUUCAAACCAAAAAACGAAAAAACGAACCGUUUUUUUCAUUUCUUCAGCUCUCUAUUCAGUUCAAGAAUCAAACUGUCAAAAUGUACACGGACCCUUCAGCUACGAGCGCCACCAUCACCUUGCUGCCAGCUGCUACACUAUACACUGACUCUGCAUAGACUGGGAAAGCUGUGGGAGAAAGGAGGUAUGCUAUUCAUGAAAGGAUGGCCUCGUUUGGCUGGAAGAGGAAGAUCGGGGAGAAGGUCUCUAAGGCUGCAGUGCAGCAGUUUGAGGCAGAGUCGGAGAAGGUGGAGAAGGAUGCUGAAUUGGAAGGAGUGGACUGGCUGCAUGCAAUCAAACGCAGGCGGGAGGUGCUGUUAGAAGACUGCACAGCCAAGAGCAAGAGGCUAAAGGAAGAGGGAACACUGCUGGCCGAGCAGGGCAGACACUGGGAGGCGGUAAAGAAAUGGGAUGAGGCCAUUCAGCUGACCCCUGAAGAAGCUUCACUUUAUGAGAUGAAGUCUCAGGUGUUGACCACUCUUCAGGAGGUGUUUCCUGCAGUGCAGGCAGCGGAGACGGCAGUUAAACUCCGCCCGGUCUGGUGGGAGGCGUGGCAGACUUUGGGCCGAGCCCAACUGAGCCUGGGGGAGGUUGAUCUGGCGGUGCGUUCUUUCCAAGUGGCGCUGCAUCUCCAUCCACUAGACCGCCCCCUGUGGGAGGAAGACUUGAGCUGGGCCUUGCGCCUGCGGGAGCAGAAGCGUGCCGCCCAGCAGAAAGCUGCUCAAGAAGAGGAGGCUCAGAAGCUCCUGCAUGAAGCCCCUGAACUGCAGAGGGAUUACGAGGACUUCGAGAGUGACGAGGUCAUCGCUGCCUGCACAGCAAUGGCGGAGCGACAGAAAAGGUGCGAGAGCUUAAUGAGGACAGCCGUGGUUGUGGACACUCAAGGUGUUGCGGUGGAAAUGGCGGUCGGGGAUAAUGACAGACCGGCUUCCUCUUCGGAGAGUGUUUUAGUGAAAGCGAGAGCUCUAUAAGUGGCUCUAUAAGACUGAGAAGCUUUUGGUUGCAAUAUUUAUAUGUUGUUUCAGAAUCACUUGCAUGGACUUUGAAAGGAUUACCUCAUAGAGGGUAGUUCAGACAUGGAUUAUGGUGUUAUAUUUUUUGUGUGCGUCAUUUGUGUACAGUGAAAACUGUUAAAUCAGUGUUGAAAUUGUGUACAUCACUACUGUUGAAACCACACUUAAGAAGGUAAAAUGCCGCCCAAGUGUAGCUGCUGAAAAGAUGAGCGACAAAGGAACAGCAAGAUUACCCACAUUACCAGUACUUAAACUGUUGAUUUCCUGAUUAUGGGGAAAAUCCUAUGAAUGCUACUCUGGAACACAUUGGUGUCAUUCUAAUUUCUUUAGAAUCAUUAUCCUGCUGUAGAGCUAUUAGAGUCUAUUUAUCUUAAGGUUGUUUACAGAUGGUGUGAAGUUUGCUCCCAGAAUUUGCUAGUAUUUAAUUGUAUAUAUUGUUUCCUUGUAAAGCCCAAUAAAUGAUUGAUCCACCCCCAUGCUUAACAGUUCUAGAGGUGAUCUUGUUUUCAUGAAAUUCUAUAUAAAAUUGUCUCCAUACAUGUCUUCACUUAUCGUGCCCAAAGACAUUAACCACCACUGUGGACCCUGACCGAUCUUCCUUAUGCAAUUCUUUCACCAAACAGAGGUACAGAGGUUCCUAUUAGCCUUUCUGGUAAUCCUCUAUACAAUUCCAGGUUUUCUUGGUCUUCCAGACCUCAGCUUAGGCUCCAAAGUUCCUGUUAGCUGCCAUUUGUUAAAUACAUUAAGAACUGAAGAAACUGCUACCUGAAAAUGCUUUGCUGUCUUUUAUUUUACACGCCACUAUAUUUGUUGUGAAGGUAGUACAACUGGCAUAAUAUAUGAAGUUCAUUGAGGAGGAGUAGAUACGUUUAUAUAGCAGAAUGUAAGAAAGCAUUUAUUUUUUUUCUGCAUGCAAUUCAAAAUAUGUAAAUCCUUUAGGGCUUCCAGAGAAGUAUAAUGGUCUCAGUGUCUGUUUGAAAAGCUGUGGUAAUACCAGACCUGUACUUCUUAUUUAUUUAUUUCCUUUUUUAUUUUUAUUUUUAUUUUUUGUGUUAAGUUUUACAGUGUAGCAUUGUAAUAUGCAGCUCUGAAAAGAAGAAUUAUGAUUUUACCAAAUUAAAAACCUCUGGAAUAUAAUCAAGAGGAAAGUGGAUGAUCACAAGCCAUCAACCAAGCUGAACUGCUUGAAUUUUUGCACCAGGAAUAAAGGCAUAAACUUAUCCAAAAGCAGUGUGUAAGACUGGUGGAGGAGAACAUGCCAAGGUGCAUAAAAACUGUGAUUAAAAACCAGGGUUAUUCCACCAAAUAUUGAUUUCUGAGCUCUGAAAAUUUUGUGAGUAUAAACUUGUUUUCUUUGCAUUAUUUGAGGUCUAAAAGCUCUGCGUCUUUUUUGUUAUUUUAGCCAUUUCUCAUUUUCUUCAAAUAAAUGCUCUAAAUGACAAUAUUUUUAUUUGGAAUUUGGGAGAAAUGUUGUCUGUAGUUUAUAGAAUAAAACAACAAUGUUCAUUUUACUCAAACAUAUACCUAUAAAUAGCAAAAUCAGAGAAACUGAUUCAGAAACUGAAGUGGUCUCUUAGUUUUUUUUUAGAGCUACAUAAUGACUACAUGUGUUCCAGGGUAGUAUAACAGUCAACAAAUUUGCCAUAUAUGCUCAUCAAUAAAAAAAAAAUAGAAGGACCCAGAUGGAAGUGUUAGAAUGCAAUGCAAUUGAGUAAAAUUCAUACAUAAGGCGCACUGAUGAUUUUUGGGAAAAUUAAAGAAUUUUAAGUGUGGCUUAUAGUGUGGAAAAAAAACAUAAUAGUUUAUAUGCUGGUAAUGCUGGAAGUAUGUUUAUUUUUUAUUUUAAUUUUAUAUAUUUUUUGGUAUUAUUUUCAGUGGCUACACUUGGAUGUUCUUUUUCCUUUCGUUUUCAGUAAUAAACUGCAAAUUAUGAUUUGAGGAUCACAGUGGCUGAAUGUUUGUUAGGAAUGUCUCUCGAUGCUGUGUGUAGUGUAUUGUCAUGUAGUGUGUCAUGCCUAACAUAUUAAUAAAGUAUUAUAAUUUCA
Messenger RNA from Astyanax mexicanus (Mexican tetra), 3150 nucleotides. RefSeq names its product tetratricopeptide repeat domain 33 (gene ttc33). The record is from RefSeq and is a predicted model, not a curated record. The transcript has 5 exons. Bases 257 to 1063 code for a protein of 268 amino acids. Gene Ontology annotation, molecular function: protein binding. Lineage: Eukaryota; Metazoa; Chordata; Actinopteri; Characiformes; Acestrorhamphidae.